Molecule: messenger RNA, 1293 nt
Organism: Ipomoea triloba (trilobed morning glory)
Lineage: Eukaryota; Viridiplantae; Streptophyta; Magnoliopsida; Solanales; Convolvulaceae
Product: GDSL esterase/lipase At5g03610-like
Exons: 4
Coding region: 58-1128 (356 amino acids)
Molecular function (GO): hydrolase activity, acting on ester bonds
Source: RefSeq, a predicted model, not a curated record
CCUUUAAAUACACUCAGCUAAACCACUCAAUUUCAAUACACAUAAUCAGAAUACAUUAUGGUGGAAAAAGUUCGUUUCUCCAUCGUCUUAUGUCUCUCAGCUUGUUUAAUUAUAACCAUCCAUUUCCCAGAGGUAAAUGGUGCAAGGAGACAACCACAAGAUAACCUUAUCCUCAAUAGCCCCGAAAAGCUCUUUGUUUUCGGUGACUCCUAUGCUGACACGGGUAAUUGGCCACCUACUGAUGCUUCCAGGCCUUGGAGGGAACCUUAUGGUAUGACUUUCCCCGGCAAACCUUCGGGCAGAUGGUCCGAUGGUCGCGUUCUCACCGAUUACAUAGCUGCAUAUCUGGGAAUAGGAUCCCCACAGCCCUACAGUUUGUGGAAAGGGGAUGAGGAAGCAAAGCAAUAUGGAAUGAAUUUUGCAUAUGGAGGGACAGGGGUGUUUGACACAUACGUUGACGGUCCGAACAUGACGACACAAAUAAACUAUCUGCAACAACUCCUUCAACAAAAUGCGUACACCAAACACGACCUCACAUCGUCCGCAGCUCUUGUCUCUUUGGUCGGGAAUGACUAUUCUAAUUACAAUGGAAAUUUGAAUGAGUUUGUCGACUCCAUUACGAAGCAGUUUUGUUUGGACCUUAAACGCAUUUAUGAGAUGGGAAUCCCCAAAGUAGCAGUGACAGCAAUGCAACCUUUGGGAUGCCUACCCUUGGUAGCAUUUUCAAGUGGCAAGUACCCAUACUGCGACGAACAUACAAACAACAUUACGAGGUUUCACAAUCAAAUGUUAAAACAAAAGGUAGAGAAACUCAACGACCAAACGGAGGGGUCACCAUUUGUUAUUCUUGAUCUCUACGUUGCCUUCACGUCUGCCAUGAACAUUCAACACAACCAUCCAGGGAAAUCUAGUUUCCCACAUCCAUUGCUGCCAUGUUGCUUUGGUAAAUGUGGGGACGUUGAUGAGAGUGGAAAGAAAGAAUAUGGAUUGUGCGAUGAUCCAAAGAUGGCAUUCUUCUGGGAUAUGGCACACCCAUCACAACAAGGCUGGUUUGCUAUUUAUUCUGCUUUAAAAUCUUCUCUUCCCCAUCUGUUUCAUCACCCUCAGCAGGAGGCCCCAAUUGUUUAGACAAUUCAAUGUUCAAAAUGCUAAUAAGAGAUCGAAGAUGCUUAUUAACAUUGAAUAAUAAGAUCGAUCAACCAUCCUAUUAGCAUUAUUAGCAUCUUCACCCUUGUUUUUCUCAUCUACCUUUUGCUCUACUUAAAUAUAUCUAUACACUAGUGUAAUCCGCCA